UGGGAUGCAUCAUGCGAUUUUGAACUGCAACUUUGAGUGCAAAUAAGAGAUUCAGAAGCAGAUUUCUCACCUCAGAACAAAUAUACGCAAUGGCGAUUAAACCAAUUACUGGAGUAAGUAUUUUCUCCCGACGGGAAGAAGUGGGAAGCUGAGGUUGGAGGGAGAAGUUGGAGAAGUUGAAAUUGAAUCGAAUUAGAUGAGAUGGGAUAAGAUUGGAAAUUAAGCUGACUUUAUGCUGUAGAUGCUCCGAAGAGGGCUUGUCCUUGACCUUAGCGUAGCUUUCGGUACGUGGUGAAGAAAUGCCUGGGGGGAAGUGCUGAAGGGGAAGGGUGAAUGGAGAGAGAAGCAGAAAGAUGGGGUAGAAAUGAAGUAAAGCAGGCAACUAACAUAAUCCACCAGGUAUCGGAACGACUUUCGGAUACGCUUUCUGGUAAGGCUUCAUUUCUUCUCGGCAGGACUGAAGGUACACAGUAUUAACAAAAACAAUAGGUACGGAUACCACGUUCCAGCUGUUCGCAAGCGCGAUGCGUUCUACUCAAAGUUGGAGGAUCAGAGAGCUGCCAAUGCUGCUGCGUAGAGAAAUGGGGUUUGAUAAAUGGAUGGUAUAGAUUGGACGAGUUGUUUUGUUCUGGUGGAUGCUUGAUUGGGGGAGAAAAGGGAAAGGCAUGUGAAGGAGGGCCAUUGCAUGCUGCGCGGUUGAAGUGGGUUGGCAAGCUGUACAUUACCAAUAUUGAUGUGCUUUGGCAAUGCGUGCAUUUGUCCUCUGGAAAGCUGUACACAGUGCUUUUGAGGAUUUGUCUGUGCAAAUGAAUGAGGGGUGACUUUGGGGACUUUAUGAACGACAUAAGGGAAUUACCCCUAUUCUAUGAAAGAAUUCCCUGUACCAACGGGGGUUGUCAAACAUUUUAAAGGAGGGCAUAUUGUAUUAGCUUGACCAGCCUGUUUAUAGUCGCAUUGAGCUGACUGGCAGGGGAACAUUGAGAUCAGAAAGCUUCAUAUGAUGUAUGUUCUGAAAACAGAAUGCUUUACAGUAAAGUUUCAUUUCUCAGAUCAACUUCAUAUGAGCGCUGAUUUAUAUUCCGAGCCAUUCUAUUCUAUGCCAUUCUAGACGCAUAACUUAAAUCACAUAGCAAGCUCGC
Sclerotinia trifoliorum is the source of this 1139-nucleotide messenger RNA. The record is from the annotation of a GenBank genome assembly. Lineage: Eukaryota; Fungi; Ascomycota; Leotiomycetes; Helotiales; Sclerotiniaceae.